Molecule: messenger RNA, 1743 nt
Organism: Orbicella faveolata
Lineage: Eukaryota; Metazoa; Cnidaria; Anthozoa; Scleractinia; Merulinidae
Source: RefSeq, a predicted model, not a curated record
AGGCGCAUUAAGACAGUCUGAAAAUUUGAAUAAAAGGCUGCUUUUAAUUUCACCACAGUACUCAGCACACACUGAUCAAAGCAGAGCAAGGCAAGAUUAAUCCUAAAAAUGAAGACGUUAGUAAUUGCCUUCUGUGUCACAUUUGUGGUCGCUAAUUCAUUGGCGGUUCUAGGCAAGCAGGCAUUUAUGGACGACUCUCAGCUGUCAGACGGCGGAACAGAAACACGGCCACGAAAAGGAAAGAGAGAUCCUGGCCUCCCAAUACCGCAAAGCGAGGAACGUGACGAGAACACAGAGCCAAACAAACAAACCUACUUUAGAGAUAGUCCCGGUGGUAACACACGGCCUCGUAAAGGAAAGAGAGAGCCUGGUCUUCCAAUACCGCAAAGUGAGAAGCCAUCACGUGACGAGGAAAAAGGACAUAUGUGGUCGGAUUUUGAUCGGCAGGCAAAGGAAAUAGAGAAAGUGCUUAAAGACAGUCAAAUCACGCGCAGAACGUUUCAGAAGAGACAAGAGAACUCUCACAAAAGGUUUCAGAAGAGACAAGCUGUCACUGGUAAAGCCAAGAGUGUAUGGGAGGACUUUGUCGACGCCUUGCAGAUGUAAAACAAAACGGAAAAAGGAAUAAAAGCACGAUAGUUCAGGAAGCUUGAUCUAUUUUCAGUAGCUUUACUUUAUUUAUAUUAGAGUUGUUAUAGCAGUAAAGACUUAUGACAAUCAGAGAUAUACUGUACGUACGAAAAUAAAAUUGUGCCGGUUCUUCAAAACCUCAGUUGUAUUCUCUUUUUUUCUGAGCAUUUUAUGGAAUCCGAAUGUGGAUUUCGUUCUAAGCAUUCGCACAUGGAUGCGAGUGAAACAACAUAGGGACUCCUUAUACGGCACUGAUGGCGAUGAAAUCCUGUUAGAGGGUUCAAUCAGAGUUUAGGCAUCAUCUGGGUGUUCUACUUUAAAUAUUAACUGUUACGUCCUAGGGUACGUUUUCAAAUUAAAGCAAGGCAUAAAUAAGCAAUGCUACUUGCCACAUAAUAAUCUGCGUGAGGAAUGUUCGAGGGAUUGAGCUAUAGGAUAAGAAUCUGCUUUGGUGCAUGCAACUUUUAGGGGUAAAAUAAAUUAAAUCCUACACCCUACAAAGAAUUAAUUUGAUACAUUUUAGGGUAAAUUAAAAAAAAAGCUUCAAUGAGCAUCUUAGUCAGUCCUAUGCAUAGGAGGUUUAAUCCUGGAGCGGAGGUGGGAAUAGUCAUUAACGUGUUUUACAGUUAUUGUACCUUUUGGACGAUUUCAGGCCUCAGUAAAUCAAACCACAUGAAUAGGAAGUGCAACGAAAGUAAUGAUUAUGCAACCACACCCCUUAAUUUUUAAACUAGAUAUGUCUAUUUUCCAUUGUAAACCCUAAUUCCACACUAAAGCAACUUACUAUUUUAUAGAAAAAACUCACGAACCCUUACCCUGAACUGGGGAAUCUCUCUUUUGGUUGACUUCUGUCCAUGAACCACGGGGGUAUUGGGCUUGGCUCUUUUGGUUGGGUACAAGCGUAUUUUGUUAGUUGACCAUACCACAGUUGGAUCAAUACGUUUCCAAGCUCAAUCCGGAAAAUUGAUUUAAAGUUUGUCUGUCUCUGGCUCAAUUUCAAAGCGGCUGGUGUGGGAACCAUUCAACGAAACAGUGAGGAUCGAAAUGCACCAAUCGCACGGUUGAAAACCGACAAAUCACAGUGGAGCAUCGUGCUUUAUAUAGGUGAAGCUU